AUGAAUGAUAUCACGGCUGAAUCGUUCUAUAGACUCACUCCUGGAACUACGUGCAAUGAGGAGCAUGCCUGCUCAUUCUAUCGCGAGUUUAAGCAGUUCAAGACCGCCUUUAUCUACACAAAUGGAAUUUCUAGGAGUCGAAUUUCGGAUGCCUCAGAAUUGGAGAAGAAGACUGUUUGUACCGAAUGCUACUCGAAAUUCAAGACAUUCGUCCACUUCUUCAUGGGAUCCAACUCCUCUGUCCGCGAGAAUGCGAGUGUAGGCGGCAAGCAGAUGUUUGUCCAAAUUCCAGCCCUGGUCACGAAUAAGAAGAAAAUGAGCAUGUUUGCUGCCGUAGACGUCUACGACGUGAAGCUAAAGCGGUACAUGAAGCACAAUGCCCUCUUCUCCGUCUUCCUCGUCGAUGGCAAGCCGGCCCUUGGAUUCAUCCUUCUUGGAUGCAUAGACGAUGAGGGUGUAUUUUCAAUGAACAAAUUCGUGAGAGCUGGAACACUCUACGACUGGUACAAUUUCAGUUACGAAAUUAGGCCAAUGACUCAGGUUGAAAGCAGUGUUUUGUGCAAGAUUCUCGGGGUGCCACAGAUCAUCCAUCGAUUUGAGAUGAACCAGUACAAGGACACCUUGAAUGACGUGUUUGAGAUCAAAAUGGCAAAAGUGGCUGUUUCAGAGAAAGGAAAGGAGCCUAAGAUUGAUGCUAUGAUGGUGAAGAAGAUCGUGUUUAUUGCAAUGGGAAUCGCAUUCAUUGUGGGAAUGAUGUACCAAUUAAUAAGACUCAAGAAGUAA
Messenger RNA from Enterospora canceri, 783 nucleotides. The record is from the annotation of a GenBank genome assembly. Lineage: Eukaryota; Fungi; Microsporidia; Enterocytozoonidae.